AUGAUUACGAAGCUUAUCAUGGCAUACCCUUAUCACGUCCUUCAUAGUGUUCUCCUCUACAAAUUUGACGAGAAUCGUGCUCCGGUUGUGCAAAGUAUGCUGGAAGAAGCGGAACGUCGUAUUGCCAAUGAAAAAGAUCGCGCACGCCUUCACGAGAUUAUUGAGGAUAUGACUGCAGCCCAUGUGGCUUAUCUGCAGUUCGUUGCUCUUGGCUUCCCGCGCGAUUAUUCUGGUGAUGAGUUGGUAAAAUGGGAGGUGAUCGAACGAGAAUGCAUGCAAGCGGAUGGCUUAUCGGCACCAAAAGUAACUAGAGUUAGAGGAAGUGAUGGAAAGUUGUACAAGCUCAUCUGGAAG
Molecule: messenger RNA, 354 nt
Organism: Strongylus vulgaris
Lineage: Eukaryota; Metazoa; Nematoda; Chromadorea; Rhabditida; Strongylidae
Source: the annotation of a GenBank genome assembly